Messenger RNA from Phytophthora infestans T30-4, 435 nucleotides. RefSeq lists its product as uncharacterized. The transcript has 2 exons. The record is from RefSeq and is a predicted model, not a curated record. Bases 1 to 435 code for a protein of 144 amino acids. Lineage: Eukaryota; Oomycota; Peronosporomycetes; Peronosporales; Peronosporaceae.
AUGGAGAUAGUAAAGCGCUUUGGAGAGCUGUCAGGGUUGCAGGUCCAGCCUUCCAAAAGCAAAGCGAUCUUUCUAAAUACGGCAGUGAAGAAAGUGGAUAUAUACGGGAUCCCGGUAGUGCCGAUGGGAGAAACAGUGCGCUACUUGGGGUACCAAGUCGGGACCGGCCCGUUGACAGAGGUGAACUGGGCGACUCGGAUUCGCGCUGUCCAGAGACGCUUAGCAACAGCGGCGCAAUUAUCCCAAAGUGUCGAGACACGCGUACUCUUGCUCAACGUGAUCAUGCUACCAUCGGUGCUAUUUACGGCAGCGGUGUUCGAAAUGCCAAGGUGGGCGGAUCGCCAGCUGCGCAGUAUUCAGAAACAAUUCUUGUGGCAUCAUUCGACAGGCCACGAACCCAGUAGGCAUAAGUCGGGUUGGCAUCAAUCGCCAUAG